AUGGUUGCUGUUUGCAGUGCUCUUGGGAGAAAAACGUUGAUGCAUUUCACCACGGCUGCAGCCAGCUUCACAGAUUCCAGGAGUCACACUGUGGUCUACAGAAGAGCUUGUUCGCCAUAUGAACAGGUGACCAGCAGUGAGGACCUGCUUUUAUCCCAGUUUAUUUCUCCGUUUACUGGAUGCAUUUAUUCAAGGCACAUAACAGGCCUUUGUGGGAAGAAACAGAAAGAAAUCACAAAAGCAAUUAAGAGGGCACAAAUAAUGGGUUUUCUGCCAUUCAGUUACAAGGAUCCUGCAUUAUCUCAAAGACCCCAAAGUUUGUAA
Molecule: messenger RNA, 324 nt
Organism: Echinops telfairi (small Madagascar hedgehog)
Lineage: Eukaryota; Metazoa; Chordata; Mammalia; Afrosoricida; Tenrecidae
Product: 28S ribosomal protein S18c, mitochondrial-like
Exons: 2
Coding region: 1-324 (107 amino acids)
Biological process (GO): mitochondrial translation
Cellular component (GO): ribosome; mitochondrial small ribosomal subunit
Molecular function (GO): structural constituent of ribosome; small ribosomal subunit rRNA binding
Source: RefSeq, a predicted model, not a curated record